GAUUCUUAUGAUCGCAGUUACGAGGACGGAGGUGCAAAGAGUGCAGGAAGUGAACAGGAUAAAACAGGUGGAUCCGACACUUCUGAUUUUUAUAAUCAUGCCGAAAGCGGAAUGCAAGAAAAGAUGAGACGUGUAAGACCGCUGGUAUGUUGUCUAAUAAUUUUUAUUUCGACUCUGAAUCCGUGCUACUGUAUAUGCCCUCUGAUUCGACAGAGAACUCGAGAAGAAUGUUUUCUUGCUACUAAGCGUCCUUUUUGCUAUGAUGAAGAGUUGGACGGAGUGGCGGAAAGCCUACAGAGCUCGAACGGAUCGCACGACGAUGAUGACACGAGGGCAAGCACAGCAAAGGGUCUAGAAACCCCGGUAGCACGAUCACCAGCUCGCACUAACGAUUGGACCGAGCCCAAGGACUUUAAGGGAGUCAGCAGUCGCAGUACCUCGGAGAGCGAUUCUGAUGUAAGUUUCUUCGAUCCUCAUUUCUAG
Molecule: messenger RNA, 483 nt
Organism: Gongylonema pulchrum
Lineage: Eukaryota; Metazoa; Nematoda; Chromadorea; Rhabditida; Gongylonematidae
Source: the annotation of a GenBank genome assembly